Messenger RNA from Oryza brachyantha (malo sina), 1341 nucleotides. RefSeq names its product cytosolic sulfotransferase 13-like. Gene Ontology annotation, molecular function: sulfotransferase activity. The transcript has a single exon. Gene Ontology annotation, cellular component: cytoplasm. The record is from RefSeq and is a predicted model, not a curated record. The coding region runs from base 1 to 1089 and encodes 362 amino acids. Gene Ontology annotation, biological process: sulfation. Lineage: Eukaryota; Viridiplantae; Streptophyta; Magnoliopsida; Poales; Poaceae.
AUGGGCAUUGCUCCUUCUCCGUCGUGCACGGUGCACCCUGCUACCAGCAUCGCACGGCGCACAGGUGACGACAUGGGCGCGAACGCCGGCGACGGUGAGGGCUGGCCGAACGCCCUCGCCAAGUACGAGGCGCUCGCGUCCUCGCUACCGUCCCGCAAGGGUCUCGGGAGCGCCUUGUACCGCAGGCACGGCGGCUUCUGGUACCCGGAGCACCUGAUGGCGCCGACGCUGGCCGCGCGAGGCUCGUUCGUGGCCCGCCCCAGCGAUGUCAUCCUCGCCACCAUCCCCAAGUCCGGCACGACGUGGCUCAAGGCGCUCUCCUUCUCCGUCGUGCACCGUGGACGCCACGCGCCGGGCAGCCCGGGCCACCCGCUCCUCGGCUCCAGCCCUCACGACCUCGUCCCGUUCCUGCACUCUACCUACGAGAGCCGCUCGGCCGCCGUCGCGCCCGUCGAUCUCCUCGAGGCCAUGCCGUCGCCGUCGCCGCGCAUCCUGGCCGUGCACACGCCGCUCUCGAGCCUGCCCGCGUCGGUCAGGGAAUCCGGCUGCCGCGUCGUCUACCUGUGCCGUGACCCCAAGGACGCGUUCGUCUCGCUCCGACAUUAUCUCGACGAGAUCAAACCCGAGGGAUCCACCAUGACGCCGUUCGCCGAGGCCUUCGAGCUGCUCUGCGAUGGCGUCUCGCCGUUCGGGCCAAUGUGGGAACAUGCUGCCGAGUACUGGAAGGAGAGCCUGGCGCGGCCGGAGCAGGUCAUGUUCCUCCGGUACGAGAGCCUCAAGGAGGACGGCGCGGGGAGCGUGAGGACGCUCGCCGGCUUCCUCGGCCGCCCGUUCACCGACGACGAGGUGGCCAGGGGCGUCCCCGAGGCCAUCGUGGAGCUCUGCAGCAUGCAGCGGAUGAGAAGCGUGGAGGCCAACCGAGACGGCAAGCACGGGGCCGCCACCAGCUGGUCGUUCAAGAACUCGGCCUUCUUCAGGAAGGGGGAGGUCGGGGACUGGAAGGAGCACAUGACGGAGGCGAUGGCGCAGAGGCUCGACGGCGUCGUGAAGGAGAAGCUGCGGGGCACCGGGUUGUCACUGUCUCACUGAUCCUCCGCCGGUAGCUGACCGAGCUCUACUUUCCCAUACUUUCGUGGAGAUGCGUUAGCAUUUCGAUCCGUUUAAUUUUCUCUCCGUGUAUCUUGUGUCGCGUUGCGCACAUGGCUUCGUUGCCAUGGGAACUUGCUCGAUCUUCCCUAGGCAGGUUGUCUGUGGGGGUUGAUCAGCAGAUAGUCGCUCCGAUUCAAAUAAAUGAACUAAGUUUUAUUUUUGUUAUCACUGAAUACGAAUACCAGGAUUGCU